Culex quinquefasciatus (southern house mosquito) is the source of this 1065-nucleotide messenger RNA. Its product is annotated as probable G-protein coupled receptor Mth-like 3. The transcript has 5 exons. Gene Ontology annotation, cellular component: membrane. The record is from RefSeq and is a predicted model, not a curated record. NCBI's taxonomy places the organism in Eukaryota, Metazoa, Arthropoda, Insecta, Diptera, Culicidae. Bases 1 to 1059 code for a protein of 352 amino acids. Gene Ontology annotation, biological process: cell surface receptor signaling pathway. Gene Ontology annotation, molecular function: transmembrane signaling receptor activity.
AUGAAUAGUAUUGGACAUGUAAGUUCUUCGGUGGUAACAGUGUCGCAACAGUCAUAUUGCUUCAAUAGAUCACAUAUAUUGUCCGAAAUUUCUGAUGAUCUUAAAGGAACGGUGAUAACUGUUGCCAACAUCACGUCGAUAGUCUUUAUGUUACUCACACUUAUCAUCUAUUUGUGCAUCCCAGAGCUACGUAACGUCCAUGGAAAAUGUUUCAUUUGCUAUGUUUUCUCGAUGCUUUGCAGCUACACAUUGCUUGUCUUUACAAAGUUGGAUUAUAAAUUGUACUACUGCUACUAUUACCAAUAUUUCUGGAUUAUGGCUGGAUUUUUCUGGCUGAACGUGCUGUGCUUCGAUAUUUUCUGGAAGUUUGGCAGUGAUAUUGUCAAAAAAGUCGAAAGAAAAAGAUUUCUGAAAUAUUCCUUGUAUGCAUGGGGUUGUCCGAUGCUCCUGCUGGGACUGAUAGUUUUGAUCGACAAUACGAGUUUUGUUCCCGAGGAUUUCAGACCAAACAUAACCGCGGAUCAUUGCUACUUUGGUGAUCUAACAGCCGCGGCUAUCUAUCUGUACUCGCUAAUGAUGGUGCUGGUUCUGGUCAAUAUUUUCUUUUUCGUGAUGACAGCAAUUCGCAUCUUGAGAGUUCAACGUGCAACGGAUGUAGCUUUACAGCGAGGCUCGCGACGGCACAGUUCCGUUGAGGAUCGUUACCGAAUCCACCUGUACCUGCGGCUGUUUGUCGUGAUGGGAGUCUCGUGGAUAUUUGAGGUGGCUUCCUUUAUCGCUUGCCCCGAGGGCUCAUGUAUGGAUGAUUUUCUUCACAUGAAUUCUUGGCUUGGGUUGAUAAUUUUCCUCAUGUUUGUGUGCAAAACCAGCGUCAAGCAGAUGAUUGUUGAAAGGAUGGGCAACGACAAGUUCCAGAACCGAAAUAAAUCCAGUUACACAGUUUCAACAAGUUGCAUCAGUGUUAAUAACGCAGUCAUUCCGAUGCGUCAGUUGAGUGGGAAGGAGCCAACAUUAGGGAAUCAUUCAGACAGCACAUACUUUUAUGAGGAUCUUCAUUAGUACAAU